AACUUGUCCCAUCUACUUGGUCUACUCGAAAACUUUUGCAGAGUUUGGCAAACUGUUUUUUUUUUGGGAAGGCGCAUGCGUCUGUCGUGUGGGAGCUCCUGCGCAACGGUCGGAACUUCGUUGCGUUGGAGGGCGAGGCGAGGAUGAUCGAUUACCUUAACGAGUUCGUGAAGACACGCAUGGCAGAUCCUCGCAAUUAUUGCUCUUUUGUGCAGACCACCGACGAACGGAACUGGGAUCCCAAAUGUGACAUGUAUUGGAAGUUGUCGGGGAACAAAAGGACGGAGGUUUGGGACUUCCUCUUCCAACCCAGACCGCCUGCUCAGACCAACCUCGAAUACAAUCGACGGAGAAACCUGGUGUUCGGUGUGCUUAAUGGUUACCACGAUGCACCCAGGGAGUCUGUCUCGAAUUUCCUGAGAAGGCUGGAGCACUUUUUCUUCUUGAUGGCUGAACCGCUCACCCUAAAAAACUACAAGGCGCAGUUUGACGAGGAGGACCCUUUCGACGCUGAAGACAUGGAGGAGCUGAGCGACUCCGAAACGUUCGGUUUGGAGUCCAUGCCACUUCCUCGGGUGGUUGGACAGGUUGGUGAUGAAGGGGAAGGUGCUCCUCAGAGAUAUAGCACUUCCCCUGCCGGUUUGAAGCGUGUGUUUGAGCGCGAAACAGUCGAUGACCAAUCGUCUGAUGACGGGGAGGAAGAAAGAGAGUAUGAUUACGAACCUUGUGACAAGCUCCCUGGGGACCAUGAUACCCGGGAGAAUGACAGACUCUUCUUCUUCGGGAAGCAUCACCGGUUCACGUCGGAGGAUGUUUGGGGCCACAAUGUCGUCUGGCACCCAAGGAUAUUCCAACCUGCUGUAAAGAUUGGAAAGGGGGUCAUGGCAAUGAAGGAAGCCGAUGGCAAGUGGAGUGGCAUGAACAGACUGGGAGCGGGUCCAUUUAAGAAAAAGCUGAGCGAUGCUCUGGUGGAGCAUUUGAGUGUUAUGAACCCCGAAAGGAGCUUCUCGGACGUCACGUCGUAUGCAGGCCAGAAGCUCCACGAGCUGUACAAUGACAAAAUGUUGGAGUUUCGAGCGCCUUUCUACGCACUCGAAACAGCACCGCCUCGUGGCAUUGACUGGCGCAUGCCGCAACCUCCGUCAGGCGGUCAGCAUCUGGAAAGCGGUGGAGGAGGAGACGAAGGAGACGGCGGAGGUGAUGGAGGAGACGACUCAGGAUUUGCCGAAAAGGGGUUGGGCGAAACAUCGUCGGGAGAAAAGGCGUCGGGUGGAAAGGGGUCAGGCGGGAAGGGGUCGGGCGGAAAGGGGUUGGCUGGAAAGGGGUCGGGCGGGAAGGGAUCGGGGGGGAAAGGGUCAGGAGGAAAGGGGUUGGGCAGAAAGCAUAGAACGUCUGGGAGUCCCAAGUAUAGGGAAACUGACAGCCACUGCGUAGCGAGUCGGGAUUCCGACAUGCGAGAUGUGGCCGCCCUGAGGUCUAAUCAAGUGCGAGUAGAUUCGCACUUGUCUGCGAGGACUUUCUUUCCCGAUGUCGAGGAGAGUUCGUCCCGCCGUGCGCAGCAGAGGUCUCCUGUCCACAACACAUUGCUCCUAGAAGAGGGAGAACAUCUGCAGCAUUCAGCAGCAUCUGCUGAGCGGAGGAACCAUUCCUUGAUAGGAACUGCAUCUUCGUUUUGCCUGGAGGCCGGUAUGCCUGCAUUGCGAAGGAGCGAAGGUGCGACCGUCAGUUUCCUCAGCUCCGGCGAGCGCCACAAACACCGAAUAGAUUCGGAGUUGCGAAGGAGCGAAGGUACGACCGCCAGUUCCCUCAGCUCCGGCGAGCACCACAAACACCGAAUAGAUUCGGAGUUGUUGACGUCGCCCUGGAGGCCUUCCGCCAGAAGUGCUCCUCAUCCUACGUCUCGAGUAGUGUUGGAGGGGCCCGCUGCAGGAGUGUUGGAGACCAGGGGUGGCGAGUAUGAACGUCGUGCUUCGGAGGGUGUAUCCGUCGACGUCGAGAGCAAGAGUGCAGCGGCUCCCGGGGAAGAGGAGCUCUAUGCGGGAGCGCAUGCUGUACAGCGGGAAGAGAAGACUCAACACUGGCAGUCUCGCAAAGUGUUGGAGACCGGGGGUAGCGAGUAUGAACGUCAUGCUUCGGAGGGUGCAUCCGUGGACUCUGACAGCAAGAUUACAGCAGCUCCGGGGGAAACGCAUGCUCUGCAGCGGGAAGAGGAGACUUAACACUGGCCGGCUCGCGAAGUCAAGGGGCCCGACGCAUGAGUGCUGGUGACCGGGACGUCCGAAGAGGUUUUGCACAGU
Molecule: messenger RNA, 2297 nt
Organism: Chara braunii
Lineage: Eukaryota; Viridiplantae; Streptophyta; Charophyceae; Charales; Characeae
Source: the annotation of a GenBank genome assembly